AUGCCGAGGUACUGCGCCAGCCCGUCGGCGCCGCGGAAGGCGCGCCCCAGGAAGGGCGCCAGCUGCGGGAGCCCGUGCUCGAACACGAGGAUGCGGUCGUCCUGGCUGGUGAACUCCGAAGACUCGGACCGCCGCGCCGAAGAAGAAGAUGCCGCUCUGCAUGGCGCUCCGGCAGCGCCUUCCGCGGCCCGCCGCACCACCGGCUUGCGCGAGAUCUUCCUCUUCACCUGGGCGCUGCUUGCCACCGCGGCCGUGAUCGUGCUCGCCGUCCGCAACCUCAUCUUCAUGGUCUCGGACGGCAUGGGCCCGGCCUCGCUCAGCCUGACGCGCUCCUUCCGGCAGCACGUCUCGUCGCUGCCGAUCGACGACGUGCUGACGCUGGACCGCCACUUCUGGGGCACGUCGCGCACGCGCUCGACCAACAGCCUGGUGACCGACUCGGCCGCCGGCGCGACCGCCUUCGCCUGCGGCCGCAAGAGCUACAACGGCGCCAUCGGCAUGCUGCCCGGCGCCCGCCCCUGCGGCACCGUGCUGGAGGCCGCCAAGCGCGCCGGCUUGGCCACCGGCCUGGUCGUCACCACCGACGUCACCGACGCCACGCCCGCCUGCUUCGCCGCCCACGUGGACUACCGGCUGCGCCAGGACGAGAUCGCGCUGCAGGAGGUCGGCGAGGGCGUGCUGGGCCGGAGCGUCGAUCUGAUCCUCGGCGGCGGGAGGUGUCAUUUCCUGGCGAAUCACACCCGGGGCAGCUGCAGGGCGGAUGAUGUCGAUGUGGUGGGGAUUGCGCGCGAGAAGCACGGGUGGGUGUACAAGAGCGAUCGGAAGGGGUUUGACGAGCUGGCGAUGGGGAGGAACGUGAGCCUGCCGCUGCUGGGGCUGUUCGCGGCGUCGGACGUGCCGUUCGAGAUCGACCGGCAGAAUAUGGCCGACGUGUAUCCCAGCCUGAGCGAGAUGACGGCGACGGCGUUGACGGCGCUGCACGAGGCCACCAAGGACAGCGAUCAGGGCUUCUUCCUCAUGAUCGAGGGAAGCCGGAUCGAUCAUGCGGGCCACAUCAACGAUCCUGCGGCGCAGGUGAGGGAGGUGCUGGAGUACGAUAGGACGUUCCAGAUCGUGCUCGACUUCCUGGAGCAGUCCCAGACGGAGGGUGUGUUGGUGGCCACGAGUGACCACGAGACGGGCGGCCUAGCCACCGCUUGGCAAGCACCCAACGAACUGCCCGUCUACGACUGGUAUCCAGCCGUGCUGGCCAAGGCCAACGCCUCGGCCGAGUACUGCUCGCUCCUGCUGCAACAGCACCUCGCCUCGAUCUCUUCAUCCUCCUCCGACGGCUCGCCGCCGUCGAAGAAGUCCCUCAUCGACUGGAUCAACCAGGAGCUGGUCGUCCGCCGCCUCGGCAUCACCGACGCACGCGACGCCGAGCUCGCCGCCCUCGCCGCCAAACCCGAGGCCGCCACGCACAUCUUUUCGCGCAUGGUCAGCGUCCGCGCCCACGUCGGCUGGAGCACCCACGGCCACAGCGCCAUCGACGUGAAUAUCUACAGCUCCGGCGGCCCCGGGACGGAGAGGCUCCGCGGGAACGUGGAGAACACGGAGGUGGGCAAGUUCUUGAGCGAGUAUCUCGGUGUGGAUGUCGGUGAGAUCACGAAGGAGCUGGAGGAGAAGUUGAAGGGUAGACCAGCGGGCAGAGAGGUUGAGGUUCAGCGGGAGGUGGAGACUCGUGUGCAUCCUGAGGAAUGGUUUAGGGAGAUGGGAAUCUAA
Molecule: messenger RNA, 1761 nt
Organism: Thermothielavioides terrestris NRRL 8126
Lineage: Eukaryota; Fungi; Ascomycota; Sordariomycetes; Sordariales; Chaetomiaceae
Exons: 4
Coding region: 1-1761 (586 amino acids)
Biological process (GO): dephosphorylation
Cellular component (GO): fungal-type vacuole membrane
Molecular function (GO): alkaline phosphatase activity
Source: RefSeq, a predicted model, not a curated record